Messenger RNA from Cherax quadricarinatus, 486 nucleotides. Lineage: Eukaryota; Metazoa; Arthropoda; Malacostraca; Decapoda; Parastacidae. The record is from RefSeq and is a predicted model, not a curated record.
AGGGUAUCACUGCCACUGGGUCCUGGCAACACUGGCGGUCGAGGUGUUUUCUGUUUGUCGUCAACAGAUCGAAAGACUCGCCAGUGAAUGACUAGUUUAUGACAAAACUUGGGCAUAAUGUCAGGCUUCGACGACAACCCCUUCGCUGAUCCCUUCGCUGAACCUUCGAUCCAGCAGGCCACACGAGGCUCUGCCCAAAAUGGCUUGGAAGAAUAUGAUCCUUUUAGCACCCAGCCUACCGUCAACAACACUACUACAACUGUUGGUAAUGCUGGAAACCCUCCCACAUAUGUUCAACCUGUUGUGGGGGGCGGUGUGGUGAGCGGACAGCCUGCAGUAGUCACCCCGACACCUAACAACCCUCCCACAUAUACACCCUCAGCCCAGCAGCAGGUCACAACUGCAGAGUUUCAGGUGGGUAUUUUGGCUAUUUGUUGCACAUGGCUGGAAAACACAAGUCAUGCGAUUUAAUGUGUUGUUGGUGUG